AUGGACGAUUUGGAAAUUCUUAGCGUUGGAACGAGUAAUUUGGACGAUAAUUGGGAUACGGAUGUCAAUGAUAUAUUAAAUGAUGUAAAGGAAUUGAAUGUGGCCGAAAAGGAGCGCGAUGUUUCGAAAUGGCCGAAACUUCUAAAUGUUGGAACAAAACCAAAUCCUUUGAAUGAUUGGGACCAAUUGUAUAAUUUGAAUAGUCAGUGUAUUCUUCGUAACGACUGCAGAAAGUUGGCGAAAGACUUGAAGAAUAAAAGAAGUGUUCCCGAACUAGAAUCAUUUUUGACGUUAUACUGCAAACGGCGGAAUAUGGAUUAUGUGAAAGAUUCCGGAUGGCUUCAGAUACUGGAAAAGAUUCUGGUGCUCGAUUUACCAACUGAUGAUGAAUUCAAUGUCUUCUUUGCGUUUACCACUAAAUAUAUUCCAAGAGAUACCAAGAAAGGGUCACAGUUGUACGAUCUUUUCCGUCUACUUCUUCAAUAUCAUGAUCCGCAGUUAAGCAACUUUUUGGAUUCGAUGCACUGUAAUCCACAUGACUACGCUAGUGACUGGUUCUCAACGUUGUUUUCCGCCAAUAUGCCUACUGAUGCAUGUCACCAACUUUGGGAAAUUUACAUUGAAAUUGGGGACCCGUUCCUAGUUUUUCAUCUUUCUUUGGUGUUCCUAAUUAAUGCCAAAGACAUCAUCAUGGAUAAAUCGGAAACUCCAAACAGAGACGAUGUUCUUAAAACCUUGCGCAACAUGAGCUCCCAAAUGAGUGUUGAAGACGUGCCCGACUUUGUUCAACUUGCAACCUAUUAUUCCGAUAAAACUCCUGAAUGCGUCAGAAAGGAAUUCCAUUAUUUGCUGUUUGGUGCAAAUUUCGACGAAGAAGCUGGUGAUCUUCAAGUUAAUAAAAUGUUAUGUCUUCCAAUUCCUGCAAUCGACCUUACUGCAAAUGACGAUGAGAUCUCUAGUGGUAAAGUAAAUUUCUUUGUCGUGGAUGCAAGAUCGAACAAGGAUUUUGACAAUGGUCAUUUCGUAUCAUCUUUCAAUCUUGACUGUGCAUCGAUUGUUGAUGCUCCGGAUAAGUUCGAGAUUGCGUUGAAUAGUAUUGAAUCGUACAAAGCCUCUCGUCGCCCAGAUGAUCAUUAUCUUUUUCUGGGAUAUGGCGAUGAUGUGCAAGAUGCUUAUAUGAAUAUGCUGAUUGCAAUGUUGAUGCAAAAGUCUAAACCAUACGUUUCAUUUGUACAAGGAGGGUUCAAAAAAUUGCAUGAUUGCGUUGGAGAAUUAAAACGAUGGGAUUUGCUGGCAAUGCAUAAAGAAGAGAAAUGUCAGUUUUGCAACACCAAUCGCAAGGAUUCGAAUGGCUGGGGUUUCAUGUCACGUAUGAAAACUGCCUUUUCUUCAACUUCCAAUAAAAUGAAGGAAAAAGUUGAAUCCGUUGUCACACCGUCGGCUGGAAUGAGUGACUCUCUUUCUGACAAUGCUCUUCAUCAUGUUGAUCCAAAAGAGCGACAUGGCAAACGAUACAAACAGAAAUCAGUGUUUUCAAUAGAUGACAAUUCUGAUGACGAGACAGUUUUGCCAACUGUUGUCGAGAACUCAAAAGAAGAAAUCCUUCUUUCUGCUGAAUUUACGGAAACUUUUGAAUGCAAGGAAAUUUUCCGCGAUGGCGAAAUUGAAGGGCACAUUGGAUUGACUAGAACUCACGUUCAUGUUCUGCACAAUGUUCCGGGAAAGAAAGGAUAUGUUACAACUGAAGCGAGACAUCCGCUUUCAACGGUGCUCACCGUCACCAGUCGUCGUUCAAUUCCAGAAUUAUUGACAUUCAAAUUUGGCUAUGAAAUGAACGGAGAAUCAAAAAUAACCGCUAUUCACAAGCUUUAUAUUCCGAAAGCUGGAGAAUGCGCAAAAGCUGUGAAAACGGCCAUAUUCGCAUUGCGCCCGCUUCCUGAUAUCGGGCCCAAAGGAAAUGAAUAA
Caenorhabditis bovis is the source of this 1965-nucleotide messenger RNA. NCBI's taxonomy places the organism in Eukaryota, Metazoa, Nematoda, Chromadorea, Rhabditida, Rhabditidae. The record is from the annotation of a GenBank genome assembly.